CCUCUCUGUUUCUCCCUCAAACCCCUGUACAGCGGACCAAAAACCCCUGGCGAUAGACAGAGACUCCCGACCCCACAUGGCCUUCGCUCCAUCCAUCAACGCUUCUUGCUCCGCUCGGCUCCGCUCCUGGGUGCCCCAGAAGCGCCUCUUCCUCUGCACUGAUCACGAACCCGCCAGCCUGAAGUUCUCUCUUCCCGGGACCCGCCCGUCUCGCUCCUCCUCCGCGCUCGCUCUCGCUCGCCGUCGCAAGCACGACGCUCCCGUCGCGAAGAAGAAGAAUAAGGGCAGGAGCAAGCAAAUUUUGCCCAAAAGUAAUGAUGAGGAAGAGGAGGAUUUGGAUGAGGAUGCGUUUGAAGCGCUAUUCAAUCAGCUCAAGCAAGAUCUCAAAAAUGAUGGACUAACAUUGGACGACAACGACGACGAUAUAAGUGAAGAAGACCUUGCUAGGCUCGAGCGUGAGUUGGAGGAGGCCUUAGGUGGUGAUGACCUGGAAAUGUUUGCUGGUCCUUUGGAUAACUCAGAAGUUGAUGAUCAUGCUGAAGCGGAAGAUGGUGGCGAUGAUGACGAUGAUGUUGAGAGCCCAGUUGAACUAAAAAGAUGGCAACUUAGAAGAUUGGCUGUUGCUCUGAAAGCUGGUCGUCGGAAAACUAGAAUUAAAAGUCUUGCUGCUGAGCUGUGUCUUGAUCGAUCUAUCAUUCUUGAACUGCUGCGAGAUCCCCCUCCAAAUCUUUUAUUGAUGAGUGCUACAUUACCUGACGAACCUGCACAAGUGAGAACAGUCCUUGAAGCUGAAACCGCACCAAUCGAUGUUGCUCCUCAUGAGACAACAGCAGAUUCUGCAGACCCUGAACCUGAACCCAAACCCAUUGAGAAGGUGCCUCUUCAUGUAAUGCGGCAAAGGUGGUCAGCGCAGAAGAGAUUGAAGAAAGUGCAAGUUGAAACUCUGGAAAGAGUUUACAGAAGAACAAAGCGCCCAACUAAUGCAAUGAUCAGCAGCAUUGUGCAAGUGACCAGCCUACCCCGGAAGAGAAUCGUGAAAUGGUUUGAAGACAGACGUACUGAAGAUGGAGUUCCCAAAGAACGACUUCCUUACGAAAGACCCGUGCCUGAAACUGUUUCUUGAAAAUGGAUCUGUAAAGCUGUAUCAAUUUUUUUUUCGUUCUGUGAACUGGUGAACGUUUAGCCAUAUGUGCAGCACCAUUCGUGAUAUCAUAAUGAUAUAACGACCCAGUUGAUGCAGUAAAUCUCAUGCUUCAUGA
Messenger RNA from Eucalyptus grandis, 1259 nucleotides. Its product is annotated as protein OVEREXPRESSOR OF CATIONIC PEROXIDASE 3. NCBI's taxonomy places the organism in Eukaryota, Viridiplantae, Streptophyta, Magnoliopsida, Myrtales, Myrtaceae. Gene Ontology annotation, biological process: regulation of transcription by RNA polymerase II. Gene Ontology annotation, molecular function: DNA binding; DNA-binding transcription factor activity, RNA polymerase II-specific. Gene Ontology annotation, cellular component: nucleus. The transcript is spliced from 4 exons. Bases 77 to 1123 code for a protein of 348 amino acids. The record is from RefSeq and is a predicted model, not a curated record.